This is a messenger RNA of Branchiostoma floridae (Florida lancelet), 2062 nucleotides long. RefSeq names its product WD repeat-containing protein 92-like. The transcript is spliced from 8 exons. NCBI's taxonomy places the organism in Eukaryota, Metazoa, Chordata, Leptocardii, Amphioxiformes, Branchiostomatidae. The coding region runs from base 155 to 1222 and encodes 355 amino acids. The record is from RefSeq and is a predicted model, not a curated record. Gene Ontology annotation, molecular function: ubiquitin binding.
UCUGUAUCACCUGCAAAUGUAGUCGCCCAAGUUGCAAAUGGCGGUUCGCAUGAACUAGAAGGUUCUUGUCACCAAAUUCUUUGUCAACCUCGACCUUCCUGCAGAUACAGCGUAUGUGGUAUCAGUUUGGGUAAGGUACACAUAACCCUUAAACAUGGUGGAUAAGCCCCAGAUCAUUGCGCAUGUGGAGAAGUCUCUAAACUACACGUUGUUUGACUGCAAGUGGAUCCCCUGUAGUGCUAAGUUCGUUGUGCUGGGUAACCAUGCCCGAGGGACAGGUGCCCUGCAGAUCUAUGAGGUGUCCAAAGGAGAAGUCAAGCUGCUGAAAGAGCGUGAAAAACCCAAAGCUUUUAAGUGUGGCACCUUUGGGGCAGCAAGCCUUCAGCAAAGGAACCUUGCAACUGGAGACUUUGAUGGAAAACUGUCAAUUUGGGACUUGGAAAAUGUGGACACUCCAGUAUACCAUGCUCCAGCUCACAAGGAGAUCAUCAACUGUAUUGAUGGAGUUGGAGGCCUGGGGAUUGGGGAGGGAGCCCCUGAGCUUGUCACUGGCAGCAGAGAUGGGAGUGUGAAGGUGUGGGACCCUCGACAGAAGGAUUUGCCUGUGGCAACAAUGGAACCCUCUGAGGCAGAGGCAAGAAGAGACUGUUGGACUGUAGCCUUUGGGAAUGCAUACUCCCCUACAGAGAGAUGUGUUUGUGCUGGUUAUGACAAUGGAGACAUCAAGCUGUUUGACCUAAGGAACAUGGCCUUACGAUGGGAGACAAAUGUGAAGAAUGGGGUAUGCAGUGUGGAGUUUGACAGGAAGGACAUCGACAUGAACAAGAUGGUGGCAACCACUUUGGAAUCCAAAUUCCAUGUAUUUGACAUGCGUACUCAGCACCCAACAAAAGGAUUCGCCUCUCUCUCAGAAAAGGCUCACAAGUCUACUGUCUGGUUAGCCAGGCAUCUUCCCCAGAACAGAGAUGUGUUCAUGACUUGUGGAGGGAGUGGUACUCUCAACCUGUGGCAGUAUUCGUACCCAGACAAGAGGGUGAAGGCAGAUGACAAGGGCGUGGACAUGGGUGUGGCAGGGACAGUGUCACUUCUUCAAAAUGUCACGUUGUCCACACAACCAAUAGCAGGGUUUGACUGGAGCCCAGACAAAGUUGGUCUGUGUGUGUGCACUGCAUUUGACCAGUGUCUGAGGGUGCUCAUUGUCACAAAACUUAACAGACUGUAAAGUGUUUUUUCAUAUUAUGUUCAGCAGAUUGCUGCUAUUUCAGCAGUACACGACUGAUGAGUUGUCACUUACAAAGAUUAUCUAAUUUUUUAUGGCCGCUAGUCUUGAAGUAGUUAGUUUUGGUUGAUUUAGAAUAUGGCUUUGAAUGCGUUUAGUUACACUAUUACAUCAAAUAAUUCAGGCAAUUGGCCAUUAUAGUUUUUUGUUCAAUAUAAUGUUUGUAUUACACAAUGAGUACAGAUGCCAGGUUAAGAUGGCUCAAAGAGGUUGAUUAUCUGUCAUGGUCAAGAGAACCUAUGUGUCUGGUUCUGUGAAGCUAUGUUACACCUGCACACUGGGUCCGAGGAACAUACAUAGACAUUUCCACAAGUCUUGUUGCAUUCUGGGCAGUGCCGAAGUGCAAGGGUCACCACAUGUCCAAAAUGCAGUGGGAUUGGGGAAAAGUUAGAAUAUGCUUUACAAGACAUGUAAGACCAUAGUAAAUCACAACUGAUAAACAUGUUGUACAGUACCCUUCAUUUAUGUAGCAUUUGUUAUUGUGUGGAAAAAAAUCAUCUCAUGUAAUAGAGAAAAAAUAUCUUGUAAGAGUAUUGAAACAUGUGAAGCUCAAUAUCUCCUACAUAUCAAACCAACCCUUAUUUCAUGAAGAUACCAAAAAUCUUUAGUCCAUCGAUGUACGUUAUUUCAAAAUAGUUAAGCAGAUAUUUCACUACAUAUUUAUACAAAUGCAACAAGGCAUUGUUGGUGAUUAUGUCAUGCUAUUCUAUUGAUACAAACAGUGUACAGCAUAAGCGGCAUUGACAGUAAAUGCGUUUUUUUUAAUAAACAGCAGACACUUUU